UUAUAAGUGUAUUUCAUAACAACAACAACAACAAUAACAACAACAGCAAUAGACCAAAUAAAUUUCCUGUUUUGUUCUCAAUAUGUCUAGUUUGGCUUAUGGUAGAUAUUAUGUCCUAAUUAGCAGCCCCAAUGGCAAACUUAAGCUCUUUCGCAGUUUUUACAAUCCCAUUAGCCAGGAUAUUCUCGAUGCUGCUUCUGAAAUUGGCAUCCAUGGCAAAUAUUUAUUAAAUGCCGAAAAUAAUGCAGUAAUCGGUGAUACAUAUGCCCUACGCUAUGUCCUCGAUAAAAAACAAAUGCUUAUAGUAACCGAUUCAUUAGACGACAUAGUGAAGACGGCGCCAGAACAUAUCACCCUUAAAAGGGCAACUAAGGGUGAAUCGACAACGGAUGAGGAUUUGUUUGAGAAAACUGUUGAUAUACAAAUUGAAUUGUCGGACAAAUUGACAGAAUUGCGUUCACAAUUUAGUUCUGUUUUGGGCUCGUUUACCAAUUUUCUACAGGAUUUUGCCAAAACCCAGACUGGACAGGAAGACGAGAUUAUAUAAUUUAUUUUAGAAAUGUAUAAAUCACUUACAAAAUAGAAUUAACAAAAUAGAAAUAGCA
Drosophila willistoni is the source of this 605-nucleotide messenger RNA. RefSeq lists its product as uncharacterized. Bases 83 to 547 code for a protein of 154 amino acids. Lineage: Eukaryota; Metazoa; Arthropoda; Insecta; Diptera; Drosophilidae. The transcript is spliced from 2 exons. The record is from RefSeq and is a predicted model, not a curated record.